UUUGUCAAGUGCGGAUAUGCAGGCUCGAACUUCCCAGCUCACAUCUUUCCUUCGAUGGUGGGAAGACCUAUUAUUAGAUCGACGGCGAAAGUUGGAGAUAUUGAAGUGAAGGUUUGUGCUGUGUCUUGCAUACUACAGUCUCUCUUUUAACAGCCUGAAGCCCUGCUGUAACACUAUAUCUUCAAAAAUUAUGUCAACCAGUUGUUUCGUUCUGCAGGAUUUGAUGGUCGGCGAUGAAGCAAGCAAACUUCGGCACAUGUUGGAAGUGAAUUAUCCCAUGGAUAAUGGAAUUGUUCGAAAUUGGGACGACAUGAAACAUGUAUGGGACUACACGUUUGGAGAGACAAAGCUUAACGUAGAUACAAGGAAUUGUAAAGUGAGUCAAAUUUACUGUCAUUCCGGAAAUGCCUUAUAACUCUUCAUCUUAACUACUUAACGACCUUUCCAGAACAUCUGAAAACCUUCAUGUUUCUCACGUUGAACUGUCCUUUGUAAAAUCUAGGUUUUGCUCACUGAGCCACCGAUGAAUCCCUUGAAGAACAGAGAGAAAAUGAUUGAGGUACAAGAGUGA
Molecule: messenger RNA, 571 nt
Organism: Porites evermanni
Lineage: Eukaryota; Metazoa; Cnidaria; Anthozoa; Scleractinia; Poritidae
Source: the annotation of a GenBank genome assembly